GUUAAUGUUAUAACCUCAAAGUGAAAAAAAAAGAUCAACAACAUACUCCUAUAGUCCUAUCUAAAGCAAAUCAUAAAAAGUUGUAGUUUUACCUACUUGUUACUUACGUCAAAUUAAUGGAGAAUGAUAAUCAUGCAAUCUUGGCUACUUUAGCUUUGUGCACGGUCUUUGCAAUGAGCUUUACUUCUCAUAUUUACGUGGCUUCGGCCUCUGAUCCUGGUCUCCUACAGGAUUUUUGUGUGGGUGUAAAUGACCCUGAUUCAGCAGUGUUUGUAAAUGGAAAAUUCUGCAAGAACCCAAAAGACGUGACAAUCGACGAUUUCUUAUACAAAGGGUUUAAUAUUCCCUCAGACACAAACAACACUCAAAGAGCAGAAGCCACACUAGUAGAUGUCAAUCGAUUUCCAGCACUUAACACAUUAGGUGUAGCCAUGGCUCGUGUAGACUUUGCGUCCUUUGGCCUAAACACACCUCAUUUGCACCCUCGUGGUUCUGAGAUAUUCGCGGUGCUAGAGGGGACUUUAUAUGCCGGCAUUGUCACCACCGAUUACAAGCUUUUCGACACGGUGUUGAGAAAGGGUGACAUGAUUGUUUUCCCUCAAGGCUUAAUCCACUUCCAGCUUAAUCUUGGCAAGACAGAUGCUCUUGCUAUUGCCUCUUUUGGGAGCCAAUUUCCUGGACGAGUUAAUGUUGCUAAUGGUGUCUUUGGAACUACGCCACAAAUUUUGGAUGAUGUACUUACCCAAGCGUUUCAGGUAGAUGAGAUGGUGAUUCAGCAACUUCGAUCUCAGUUUUCAGGUCAAAACAUAUCAAUCAACACUGGAAGAUCUAUUCUUAAACUCUUAACUGAUGUUGCUUGAUUAAUUUGGCUUACAUAUGUUGAAGAGUACCAUGUGCGUGGCAAGUAUCACCAAAAUCCCUACACACACACACACACACAUAUAUAUAUCGUACCAUGUCAUGAUAAUUUUACUUAUAGCUUUAAUUACCUUUGUGUGAAUUGGCUCUCAAUUAUGUACUAUUCGCUUGAUAUCCUAAGCUUGUAUAAAUGGUUUGAAUAAAAGGAUUACAAUGUUUUUCUGAUUUGUGUUAA
Molecule: messenger RNA, 1093 nt
Organism: Beta vulgaris subsp. vulgaris (sugar beet)
Lineage: Eukaryota; Viridiplantae; Streptophyta; Magnoliopsida; Caryophyllales; Amaranthaceae
Product: putative germin-like protein 2-1
Exons: 2
Coding region: 117-860 (247 amino acids)
Cellular component (GO): cell wall
Molecular function (GO): manganese ion binding
Source: RefSeq, a predicted model, not a curated record